Syzygium oleosum is the source of this 3397-nucleotide messenger RNA. Its product is annotated as probable ubiquitin conjugation factor E4. Gene Ontology annotation, molecular function: ubiquitin-ubiquitin ligase activity. The transcript has 16 exons. Bases 82 to 3174 code for a protein of 1030 amino acids. Gene Ontology annotation, cellular component: ubiquitin ligase complex; cytoplasm; nucleus. The record is from RefSeq and is a predicted model, not a curated record. Gene Ontology annotation, biological process: protein polyubiquitination. NCBI's taxonomy places the organism in Eukaryota, Viridiplantae, Streptophyta, Magnoliopsida, Myrtales, Myrtaceae.
CUGAAUUUUCCCCAGCUUACCGCUUUCGUGCGAAACCCUCUGAAUCGGAAGCGGGGUAAAAGCUCCUUCCUUUCUCCGAUCAUGGCCACUCCGAAGCCCCAGCGAUCGCCCCAGGAGAUCGAGGACGUCAUCCUGCGCAAGAUUUUCCUCGUCACUCUGUCCGGCUCCCCCGAGGCCGACCCUCGGAUCGUGUACCUGGAGCUCACCGCCGCGGAGGUCCUCAGCGAGGGCAGGGAGCUGAGGCUCGCCCGCGAUUUGAUGGAGCGGGUCCUCAUCGAUCGCCUCUCGGGCGGCUUCCCCAACGCGGAGCCCCCCUUCCAGUACCUGAUCGGGUGCUACGGUCGCGCGUGCGACGAGGGCAAGAAGAUCGGCUCGAUGAAGGACAAGAAUGUGAAGUCGGAGAUGGAGGAUGUGGUGAAGCAGGCUAAGAAGCUGGCGGUGUCGUACUGUAGGAUCCACUUAGGGAAUCCUGAGAUGUUCGGCGGUGCGAAUUCGGACGCCGGCGCGAGCAAAUCGAAUGUCUCGCCGCUGCUGCCUUAUGUUUUCGGGAAGGUGGCGAGUACGGUGGAGGGCUUUGGCAGCACCAGUGAAGGCGUCAAGCCGCCUCCCGGGUUUAUUGAGGAGUUCUUCGAGGACUCCGAUUUCGAUAGCUUGGACCCUAUACUGAAGCAGCUGUAUGAGGAUUUGAGGGGCAGCGUGCUCAAGGUGUCUGCCCUUGGGAAUUUUCAGCAGCCGUUGAGGGCAUUGAUGCUUUUGGUGAGCUUCCCGAUGGGCGCGAAGUCGCUGGUUAAUCACCCUUGGUGGAUACCGAAGGGAGCUUACCUGAACGGGCGUGUCAUUGAGAUGACUAGCAUUUUGGGCCCAUUUUUUCACGUCAGUGCGUUGCCCGAUCCUACGUUAUUCAAGAGCCAGCCUGAUGUGGGCCAGCAGUGCUUUUCAGAGGCAUCAACAAGACGGCCAUCCGAUUUACUAUCUUCCUUCACCACAAUCAAGACUGUCAUGAACAACUUAUACACUGGUCUGAAGGAAGUUCUUCUCUGUCUCCUUAGAAAGGCUGAAACUCGGGAUAGUGUCCUGGAGUAUCUUGCAGAGGUUAUCAACAAAAAUGCCUCAAGGGCUCAUAUACAGGUUGAUCCGAUGUCCUGUGCAAGUUCAGGCAUGUUUGUAAAUCUCAGUGCUGUUAUGCUUCAACUUUGUGAACCAUUUAUAGAUAGGGAUUUGUCAAAGAAGGAUAAAAUUGAUCCGAAAUAUGUAUUCUAUAGCAACCGUUUGGAUUGGAGACCCUUGACUGCCCUGCAUGCAUCCUCAGAAGAAGUUGCUGAAUGGAUUAAUAAAGGUGAUACCGAGAAGAGUAUUAAGUCAGGUGAACAUAAUGAGGGUCAAAAUCGGUUGUUACAAUCUCAAGAGGCCACCAGCUCUGGCAGUGGACAAUCAAGUGGUACUGAAAGGGAGAAGUAUCCAUUUAUAUGCGAAUGUUUCUUUAUGACUGCGAGGGUGCUUAAUCUAGGCCUACUAAAAGCAUUUUCUGACUUCAAGCAUCUUGUUCAGGACAUUUCAAGAUACGAAGAUACUUUAUCCACACUAAAAGACAUGCAAGGCCAAGCGCCUUCUCCACAAGUGGAUAAUGAGAUUGCUCGCCUUGAAAAGGAAAUAGAGCUAUAUUCCCAGGAGAAACUUUGUUAUGAAGCUCAGAUACUGAGGGACAAAGACCUCAUUCAGUGGGCACUCUCUUUUUACCGAUUAAUGGUGGUUUGGUUAGUUGAUAUGGUUGGUGGGUUCAAGAUGCCACUGCCAUCAGACUGCACAAAGGAAUUUGCAUGCAUGCCUGAGCAUUUUAUUGAAGAUACAAUGGAGUUGCUAAUUUUUGCUUCGAGGAUUCCAAAAGCUUUGGAUGGAGUCCUGCUGGAUGAUUUUAUGAACUUUAUAAUCAUGUUCAUGGCAAGUCCACAAUUCAUUAGAAAUCCAUAUCUCAGAGCAAAGAUGGUCGAAGUUUUAAAUUGCUGGAUGCCUCGCAGGUGUGGCUCAUCCAUUACGGCAUCUCUUUUCGAAGGGCACCAACUUUCCCUGCAAUAUCUCGUGAGGAAUCUUCUAAAGCUUUAUGUGGAUAUAGAGUUCACAGGUUCUCAUACGCAGUUUUAUGACAAGUUUAACAUACGACAUAAUAUUGCGGAGCUUCUAGAGUACCUGUGGCAGGUGCCCAGUCAUCGUAACAUCUGGAGACAGAUUGCCAAAGAAGAGGAAAAGGGUGUCUACCUUAAUUUCUUGAACUUCCUGAUUAAUGAUAGCAUCUAUCUGCUCGAUGAAAGUCUCAACAAAAUUCUUGAACUUAAAACGCUAGAAGCUGAGAUGUCGAACACUGCAGAAUGGGAGAGUAGACCAGCUCAAGAGAGGCAGGAAAGAACACGCCUAUUCCACUCCCAAGAGAAUAUAAUUCGUAUUGAUAUGAAAUUGGCAAAUGAAGAUGUGAGCCUGCUGGCAUUUACUUCGGAACAAAUUACAGCUCCUUUCUUGCUUCCUGAGAUGGUUGAAAGAGUAGCCAGCAUGCUCAAUUACUUCUUAUUGCAACUUGUGGGUCCACAAAGAAAAUCUCUUAGUCUGAAAGAUCCUGAAAAGUACGAGUUUCGUCCAAAAGAUUUGCUUAAACAGAUUGUCCAAAUCUAUGUUCAUCUGGCACGCGGUGAUUCAGAAAAUAUCUUCCCUGCUGCCAUCUCUAAGGAUGGUCGAUCAUACAAUGAGCAGUUGUUUGGUGCUGCAGCUGAUGUUCUUCGUAGGAUCGGUGAAGAUGGGAGGGUUGUAAGGGAGUUUCUUGAUCUUGGUGCAAAAGCUAAAGUUGCAGCGACUGAGGCCAUGGACACUGAAGAGGCUCUUGGGGAGAUACCUGAAGAAUUUCUUGACCCAAUUCAAUACACGUUGAUGAAGGAUCCAGUGAUUUUACCUUCUUCAAGGAUCACAGUGGACCGACCGGUGAUUCAGAGGCAUCUUCUCAGCGACACCACUGACCCGUUCAACCGCUCCCAACUUACCGUGGACAUGCUGAUUCCCAACGUCGAGCUGAAGGCGAGAAUUGAAGAGUUUGUCAGGUCCCAAGAAUCAAAGAAGCGUGGGGAGGGGCUGAGCUUCCCUUCUCCCAAGGGAUUGAUACAAACCACGAACGAGGAGAUGCUCAUCGAUUAGGACUGUCGUCGUACUUGAUUUUCUCUGUCAGGUCUAAUUAUAAUCGUUAGGGGGAUAAUUACAUGGUGUAUUUAUAAUGAUACGCCUGCAGUUACAUGCAGAGAUGUUUAUCCACAAUUGUUUUUGUUACUUCUGAAAGACCCGGCUCUGUCUGGCUUCUGUUACUUUCAUACGAAAUUCCACAUGGAAGGAACGGAAAUUGGCAGUUCUUUGUUCAUUGAAA